Linum trigynum is the source of this 1119-nucleotide messenger RNA. The record is from the annotation of a GenBank genome assembly. Lineage: Eukaryota; Viridiplantae; Streptophyta; Magnoliopsida; Malpighiales; Linaceae.
AUGGUGCUGCCCCUGCCCGUGAGUCAUUCCUCGCCCAGCCCACCGUCGGCUCCACCGCUGCCGACCCCAACGUCACCUCGCCAUCCGACCUCUUCACCUGUUGCGCCCCCUACUACCUCCUCCACACUUGGAAAUCAGCCGCCAUCGCCGCCUGCCAAAACUCCUCACCGUCCCACGACUCGGAGUCAACAUGGGAUUUUUCGUCCAAAACGUUUGUUUCUUUCGCAGGUCUCACAUCCUCUUGAGCCCACUACGGUGAAACAGGCACUUCAAGAUCCACGCUGGACUGCAGCUAUGUGGGCCGAAUUUCGGGCUCUUCUCUCCAAUCACACCUGGACUCUAGUCCCUUGUUCACUCUCUCACAACAUUGUGGAUUGUCGCUGGAUAUUCCGGAUCAAAUGGAAGCCCGAUGGCACCAUUGAUUGCUUCAAAGCCCGCCUCGUUGCCAAGGGCUACACACAACGCCUGGGCAUUGACUUCCAUGACACCUAUAACCAAGUGCUCAAGCCGGUCACAAUUCGCACAGUGUUCACGAUCGCCCAAUCUCAUCAAUGGCCAAUUCUUCAGUUCGAUGUUAAUAAUGCAUUUUUGCAGGGGUCUCUCGAUGAAACAAUAUACAUGACACAACCACUGGGUUUCCGCGAUUCUCAUCAUCCAGAUUAUGUGUGUUGCUUAUCUCUUGCCAUCUACGGGCUCCAUCAGGUGCCCCGAUCUUGGUAUCUCUCUUUAUCUGGUUUUCUUGAGCAUGAAGGAUUCGUGAAAUCCAAGUCCGACGCAUCCUUAUUUGUCUAUCACAAGGCGGACGUCACUAUGUACUUUUUGGUCUAUGUUGACGACCUUCUCCUCACCAGUAAUCAUGGCCCUUCCCUCGCCCGCUUUCAAGAACGCUUGGCUGAUCGAUUUUCACUCAAGAGUCUCGGCCAAGUUAAUUACUUUCUGGGUAUCGAGGUUCUUCCUCACUCUCAUGGCUACUUAUUGUCCCAACACAAAUAUGUCAUGGAUAUUCUCCACCGCUUCAACAUGGCUGAUUCUCAUCCGGCACCGACUCCGUUAUCUUCCUCAGCCAAGCUCACUCUUGUUGAUGGAUCUCCACCAACCGAUGUGACACUCUACAAAUAG